This is a messenger RNA of Pseudomassariella vexata, 1161 nucleotides long. RefSeq lists its product as uncharacterized. NCBI's taxonomy places the organism in Eukaryota, Fungi, Ascomycota, Sordariomycetes, Amphisphaeriales, Pseudomassariaceae. The transcript is spliced from 4 exons. Gene Ontology annotation, molecular function: nucleic acid binding. The annotation marks the transcript as partial. The record is from RefSeq and is a predicted model, not a curated record. Gene Ontology annotation, cellular component: nucleus.
AACCGAGUUUGGGACAUGUUCUAUAUUCAUGACCCUUAUGGUCGAAGAAAUCCAUUAAUAUUUGUCCCUUCCAUCCAGUUUGAGCAGUUCCUGGAGAUAGUCAACAGCCGGCUGCAGGUGAACCCGAAGAUCACCUGCGGAGCUCUCUCUGAGCGAUUCUAUGUCACCUUUGGUGAAUUUGGCACCCCACGCCCGCGAUUCCUUGGCCGCAUCAACAAUGAGGGCACGUACGAGAUGUUGAAGACCACGCUGGGUGUGCCCCAAAAUGAUCUAAGCCAACUCGACGCGAGUAAUGUUCAGUUCUUCAAAGACAAAUUUGAUGGCAUUUACAACACCCUGCGGGACUCCAAGAAGAAGAAAAACCCGGGGCUAGAGAGACUCAAGAAGACGCUAAAACAAAAGGCAUGGGGUUCCAUCAUCAAGCGCGUGCAACGAUAUCUUGGCCUUCGGAUCCGCACUGCGUAUACGGAAUCAGCAGGUAAGCCCGAAAAUUGGGAUAUCCACAAGCGACCUCCAUUCAAAACUGAGUCUUCGGUACGCUUUGUCUGCGUCGACGUCGAAGCAUAUGAGCGUAACAACAAUAUCGUCACGGAAGUUGGUAUUGCUAUCCUAGAUACACAAAAAAUUGUCGAUACGGCACCGGGAGACAAGGGCGAGGACUGGUUCAAGCUGAUAGAAGCCCAUCACCUUCGCGUCAAAGAGCGUUCAUACAUGGUGAACCAAGAGUUCGUACGAGGCUGUCCUGAUUCGUUUCAUUUUGGCACCCCUGAAUUUGUCGCUGAGAGCGAGCUAUCGCGUUGUCUUGCAGAGAUCAUCGGUGAGCCCAACGCAGACGACCAAAGCCCCGUCGUCAUGGUGGGCCAUGAUGUCAGUAUCGAUCUUCGAUACCUGAAGAAUGCCGGCUACAAUAUCUGGAUCCUUCCCCAGUACCUUGAUGAGAUUGAUACCCAGCUCAUGUUCCAACGUCUCCAGAUGGUGAGCCAAGGCCGCAGCCUUGAGCUUGUCUGCAGUGAAUUGGGCAUUCCCGGUUGCAAUUUCCACAACGCCGGCAACGACGCAGUCUACACACUGCGGGCCAUGAUUGCCAUGGCCAUCUCCAAAAAGCGUGGAGGCCUCCCAGCAGGGUCAAUGCCUUGGAGCCCUCGCGACAUGCCCAAGUGA